This is a messenger RNA of Temnothorax curvispinosus, 2434 nucleotides long. RefSeq names its product threonine--tRNA ligase, cytoplasmic (gene ThrRS). Lineage: Eukaryota; Metazoa; Arthropoda; Insecta; Hymenoptera; Formicidae. Gene Ontology annotation, cellular component: cytoplasm. Gene Ontology annotation, molecular function: threonine-tRNA ligase activity; ATP binding. Gene Ontology annotation, biological process: threonyl-tRNA aminoacylation. The coding region runs from base 137 to 2269 and encodes 710 amino acids. The record is from RefSeq and is a predicted model, not a curated record. The transcript has 5 exons.
AGCGCUCACCGAGUUGCUUUUUCCGCUGAAACCCCAUUAUCCUUGUGAUUCGAUCGCGCAUCGCGUCUCGCUGUGACUGCUGUGAGUUGUGUGACCGGCAGCUUGAUCGCGUGGGACAGCGUGAGACUUCUCCAACAUGGGCGACAACGUGGUAGCCGACGUGCAAAGUCUGACCUUGGAGGAUAAGGCGAAGUCAAUGAAGGCACUGAAGAAGAAAUCUGCUGCAGUGGAGAAAUCUGUAUCGGAGCUUAAACCUUGGCCCUCUUACAUUCAGGAACGUAUCGUAUUAUGGGAUAAAUUGAAAACGGAAUACGAGGCUGCAAUAGCGGCAAAAACUCCCGUAGAUAUUACUGUGACUCUACCGGAUGGUAAGAAGAUACCCGUGCAGUCCUGGCGUACAACUCCUUACGACGUUGCGAGAAGCAUUAGCCAAGGAUUGGCAGAUAAUACCGUAAUCGCAAAAGUCAACAAUGAAUUGUGGGAUCUGGACAGACCUCUGGAAUACGAUUGCAAGCUGCAACUCCUGAAAUUUGACGACCCGGAAGGUCAGCAAGUGUUUUGGCAUUCCAGCGCUCAUGUCCUCGGGGAAGCUAUGGAAAGAGUUUACGGCGGCUGUCUUUGUUACGGUCCUCCCAUCGAGAACGGCUUUUACUACGACAUGUAUCUGGGCGAAAAGGGCAUUUCCAACACGGACUUCCCAUAUUUGGAGGGUCUGUACAAGAAUAUAGUCAAAGAGAAACAGCCGUUUGAACGGCUGGAGAUGACGAAGGAGGAUCUCCUGGAAAUGUUCAAGUACAACGAAUUCAAGGUGCGGAUUAUAAACGAGAGAAUACAGACGCCCACCACCACAGCUUACAGAUGCGGCCCGCUGAUCGACUUGUGCAGGGGACCGCACGUUAGGCACACGGGAAAGAUCAAGGCCAUGAAGAUCACGAAAAACUCGUCCACGUACUGGGAGGGGAACGCUAACGCGGAAUCGCUGCAGAGAGUGUACGGAAUAAGCUUUCCGGAUUCCAAGCAAUUGAAGGAGUGGGAGAAGUUUCAGGAGGAGGCAGCCAAACGGGAUCACAGGAAGAUCGGAAAGGAGCAGGAGCUGUAUUUCUUCCACGAACUUUCGCCCGGUUCUUGCUUCUUCCAACCGCGCGGCGCGUACAUAUACAAUACCCUGGUCGAAUUCAUUCGCUCCGAGUACAGAAAGAGAGGAUUUCAGGAAGUGGUCACCCCGAACAUUUACAACAGCAAACUAUGGCAGACCUCGGGACACUGGCAGCAUUACGCGGAAAAUAUGUUCUCUUUCGACGUGGAGAAGGAAACUUUUGCGCUCAAGCCUAUGAAUUGUCCAGGUCACUGCAUGAUCUUCGACGUUCGCAACAGAUCGUGGCGCGAGCUACCGCUCAGAUUGGCUGAUUUCGGCGUGCUGCACCGCAACGAGCUGUCGGGCGCGUUAACGGGCCUUACCAGAGUGAGACGAUUCCAGCAGGACGACGCGCACAUAUUCUGUUCUAUAGAGCAUAUUAAAGACGAGAUAAGCGGCGCUCUCGACUUUCUGUGGCACGUCAAUUCCGUUCUUGGUUUUACGUUCAAUUUAUGCCUGUCCACGCGACCGGAGAAGUUCUUGGGCGACAUAGGAAUGUGGAAUGAGGCGGAGAAAGCAUUGGAGGAUAGCUUGAACGCAUUCGGCCAACCGUGGGUCCUAAAUCCUCAGGAUGGUGCAUUUUAUGGACCUAAAAUCGACAUAACCAUCAUGGACGCGCUUAAAAGGGCUCAUCAGACCGCUACGAUACAAUUAGAUUUCCAGUUGCCAAUCAGAUUCAAUCUAUCAUACGUUAACGAAGCUGGGGAAAAAACUCGACCGGUUAUUAUACACAGAGCUAUUCUUGGCUCCGUAGAACGUAUGAUCGCAAUUCUAACUGAAUCGUAUGGCGGUAAGUGGCCAUACUGGCUGUCUCCGCGGCAAGCGAUGGUUGUGCCGGUAGCAUCGCAAUUCGACGACUAUGCUUACGAAGUGAAACAGAAACUCUGGGACGCUGGUGUUAUGGUCGAAAUCGAUACCGAUCCGAGUGACACCCUGAACAAGAAGAUUCGUAAUGCUCAGCUCGCACAGUUUAACUUUAUACUCGUUGUGGGAGAGAAGGAACGUAAUGCCGGGACAGUAAAUAUAAGAACGAGGGACAACGUAGUUCACGGUGAAAUGGCAGUGGACGAAUUAAUCACGAAGUUGAAAGUCCUGAAAGAAACGAGAGAUCAAAGCGGCGAAUUAAAAUCUUAAAAAAUUCAGCAAUCUAUAUUAAAACAAAUUUAUUUAUUUCUAGAUAUUGCACGACAUUUUGCUAAAUUAAUAAUAAGCUUAACGAUAACAUGGAUCCAUUUUUUAAUCCAUGUUUUGUCCAAAUUUUUUCUGUAUUUAAGAAAAUAUAAAUUUUAAUUUUUUGUA